This is a messenger RNA of Cyprinodon variegatus (sheepshead minnow), 5388 nucleotides long. RefSeq names its product target of Nesh-SH3-like. The record is from RefSeq and is a predicted model, not a curated record. Gene Ontology annotation, biological process: extracellular matrix organization; positive regulation of cell-substrate adhesion. The transcript is spliced from 24 exons. Lineage: Eukaryota; Metazoa; Chordata; Actinopteri; Cyprinodontiformes; Cyprinodontidae. Gene Ontology annotation, molecular function: protein binding. Bases 173 to 2773 code for a protein of 866 amino acids.
GACCUCGACUCACAGCGCGGACGUCCCACAGCUGAACAAGUCCUAAGUCUACUGCUCAGAAAGACCCUUAGUGAAGUUGUCCAGCUCCUAGUUGCUCUUCCACUUCUCCAUCCUCCUUUUCAUCAUCAUCAUCAUCAUCAUCAUCUGUGUGUCCUAGAAGCUUUUAAAGGUCAUGGCGGGCAUCACGCUCCUCCUCAGAGUCUUCAUGCUUCUGCUGAUCGGAGGGACGGUUCUUCUGAGCGGCACCCCAGCCCAACGGAUCAGAGUUCGCCGUCAGAACAUGAAGGUCCGGAUCAACGCCACGGGCGACACCAUUGUCAUGAAGUUUGUGCGUCCGAGCCAGGACGUGAAGCUGGAGGGCUACAUCCUGGGAUAUGGAAGGAGUGUUUUCUCCAAACAGUUCAUCCAGCUGCCAGAGAACGGCCAGAUGUAUGAAACAGAGCUAGAUGCUGAACCAAAGUACCUGGUUGCUGUCCAGCCCAUUCCAGUCAAAGAUGGGAAGAAGCACUGCACAGGUAAGGUGAACCUGGAGAAGCCUCUCCACUUGGUGAUUGGGUCCAUCAGUCCCACGGCGGUGCUGCUCUCCUGGGGGAACCACCUGAAGACGCCGUAUGAGAAAAACAUCAUGAACGAAUGUCUGGAGGACGGAUUCUACACCAUCCGAUACAGGGAGAGGAACAGGAAGUGGAUCUACCAGACGUGUCCGACCAGCGACACGGUGAUCGAUCACCUGAAGCCCGACACCCAGUACGAGUUUGGGGUUCGUUCCAACAAGGAUGAUCGCAGCGGCCUUUGGAGCAAGCCGGUCAUUCACAACACCAACAUGGGCAAUAAAAAGAUCCAGAAACCAUACAAGCCCCGUAAGACUGUGGCAAACUCGAAAUUUCACAGCGCCUUCCCUCCUCCCCCCGCUCUACAAAACAGAACUAGGACUCGAGUGCAGCCAGGUUACAGCAAGCAGGUUAACCCUGGUGCAGCACGGACCUCUUCUGAGUCCCCUGAGAGCCAGCAGGAAACUCUCCCUCUGCCCGGCUCCUCUGAGCCCAAAUCUUCUGCCGAGUCGCCCGAAAAAGGAAACAGUCUUAGAAUCAACAGAACCCGGCCUGCAGACCGUCUGACUCCUGCCCUCCCCAAGCUGCUGCCAAGCACCACCCCUCGCACCAACAUCACUGCCUCCCCUGUCACUAACCUCCCCUCCAAUGGCGACUCACUUCAUGGGCAGACUACCAAGGCCCCCAGUAGGGCACCAGAGAAGCACCCUAACACUGCGGCUGCUGUCAGAGCUCAGGAUGGCUCAUCAUUGCUGAGGUCAGCGCUGGCCACUGAGCGGGUCAGACCUUCCACCUGGGGUGAAAGCAGCAGAAAUGUGAGCCCAUCACUCCCAGUGAAAACCUCCAGCCCAGCAGCUUCCCCAGUGUCCAUGAGGAACCCCCUCUUUCCCUUCUCUAACAGCUUCAGACAGCUCCACUCUCCUUCUAGAUCCAGUAGCUCCUCUCCAACAUCUGGGAUACUUGGGGUGAACGGACAGCCUCGCCGGGGCAUUUCUUCCCCCAAACUGACCAUAUGGCCCAGAGCUCGACUGGUCAACAACUCGGUGACGGAGAACCGGAAGCCUGGCAUUCCUUCUGUGUUUGGUCGUUCACGUGCUUCCAUGGAGGAGCAGCAUCAUGGGUCUUCUGUUCGCACAGCUCUCAACAGCAGGCCAAACGAUGUAAGAAAACCUGGAGAAACUGACAAGGUGAACCGCCCGGAGAAAAGUGGAAACCCGGAAACCCUGAAAGUUAAAGUCCAAGCUGGAACGACCAAACCAACAAAACAGGAACGCAGACAAACAAUCAGUACUGCGGCACCAACAGCCGUGACUCGACAGGAAAGCUGGGAGGAUUCUGACCUUUUCAAGUCGCAACCAACGUCUGAUGUUGAUGCGCUGGGAAAGAAGCGUUAUGUGGCUCCUCAUGUGGUCUACAAAACCGGUAAGAAGCCUGAUGAACCGUGCUCCAUCACCUCCUCCCUUAACUACUUCCCUGAAGAUGAGCCUGGAGAGGUGAAUGUGACAUCUCCUCCAAGGAAUCCACCUUCCAACCUCACUGUGGUGACGGUGGAGGGAUGUCCUUCCUUCAUCAUCCUGGACUGGGAGAAACCCGACAACCACACCACCGAAUAUGAGGUCAUUUCCACUGCCAAAGGACCAGAUGGAGAACGGGUUUCCAUCCUAACUACCAACCAGACUCACACUGCAGUGGAGAACCUCAAUCCUGAGAGCAGUUAUGAGUUCAAGGUGAAGCCGAAGAACGAGCUGGGAGAAGGUCCGCUGAGCGAACCAGUGUCCUUCAACACAGAGUCUGCCGAUCCGCGCGUGAGCGAGAACGUCUCAGGAAAAGAUGCCAUCUGGACUCAGUUCCCUUUCAAGACGGACUCGUACUCUGACUGCCACGGCAAGCAGUACGUGAAGAGGACCUGGUACCGCAAGUUUGUGGGAGUCCAACUGUGUAACUCGCUGAGGUACAAGAUCUAUCUGGGCGAAACACUGAACGGUGAAUUCCACAACAUUGGUGAUCAGAGCGGCUUUGGUGAGGACCACUGUCAGUUUGUGGAUUCCUUCCUGGAUGGGCGAACAGGCAGACAGCUCAGAGCGGACCAGCUCCCCUCCAGGAAUGGUUUCUUUAGAGCUUUGCGCCAGGAGCCCGUCAACUUUGGACUGAUAGGUGGACAUUCCCACAUCAACUACGUCUCCUGGUAUGAAUGUGGAACGCCAAUCCCUGGGAAAUGGUAAACGGGCUGUGAUCCACAAGAAAGGAACUUGUUGCCCUCAGCUGGGGGUAGAAAAAGCAUGGGUGGGGCUUAAAGCAGCUGGACCCGGAGCUUGUUACCCAGUGCUGUAAAAACCAGAACAUGUACAGGACUUCCUCAUCAGGGAACUGUAAGGAGAGCAUUUGUACAACUAUAGCGAACAUGCCUCCUCCCUAUUUAUCAAGAACCAGUGCUACAGUGAUGUUAGAGCUGGAAAAACUCAACUUAGAUAUAUUUUAUUUUUUGUUAAAUCAUGGGAAGCUGGCUCCCUGGAAGGUGUUAUUUAUCCAAAGGUCUUUGGUCUCAUUUGUUCAUGUUUGCUGACAGGCAGGAAGUGAAAGGGGGGGUUGGUAAAGAAGAUACCAUCAUCCUCCACAUUCACACUUUAACUGGCAGUGAUUCAAUGUCCCACCCCCUCCAUGUUGACCAUACAGUCCUCUAGGAAACUGUAACUGAAAAUGAAAUGUCAGUUCAUACUGUUUUACUGUUUUUCUCUUUUCUGUUGCCUGCAAAUGUUAUUUUCUCUCCUCAUGACCAAAUGUUUCAUUUAAUUUACUGACCUACUAGUGCAGCAUGAUGUUGCAGCUAUCCUCUAAACCAGUCGUCAUGCAGCUCUGCUUCUUAGUACUUUAGAAUAUGUGACAGGUUUGAUGCUGACAGAACAAUAAUUACACAUUGAUUGUGUAGCAGAUCCGAUGGAGCUUUUCCUCUUUUGCUUUUUGCACAGGAGAAAUUUACGUGCUGUUAAAGAAGAAAAUAUUCUUAAAUAGUUAACUUUGAAAAAGGUUUACUGUCUCUCUUCCUCUGGUCCCUGGCCCUCCCGGCGAGCUGCGUGUGGCCCCAAGGAAAACCAGCAAUGCGUGUUGACGUCACAGAAUUACAGAGUUUAAUCCAAUAUAAGACAAUGCAUAAACUUAGAAAUAAGACAAUGCACAAACUUACACCAGAAACUGCAGAACAACGGAGACAUACAUUCAAUUACCUGACCUAAAUGGAGAGAAGGAAAGAAAGCAAAAACGUACAAAGACAUCUUUGGAGAGUUGCAAGAGCAAAUCUGAUUUGUUACUUCUGUGUAGAAAGUUUUAUCCUCUUGUAUUUAAUUUAUUCAAAUAAGGCUGGCUUUUGCUCCUCCAACCAGGAGCUAUCUUGGACACUCAGAAAAACUUAGAACUUCCCCCAAUUUACAGCAAACAUCUGGGGUCAUUUGCUUCUUUGUUUUAACAAGAAAAAGCGGAAAGCUUGUCUUGUCUUGGCCUCUAGAAUUCUUAAGGUCAUCUGGCUAAGAUAAGAUUUCACAGACAGCUGUGGAAUGCGGGGCCUCUCCUACCAUAAAUUCUCAGGAACAAACUUAAAUUCAGUAAUUUGGUUCAAGGAAAGGUUAUCUUCACAAACUUGUUCAAAAUUAAGAAAUAUGUUCUCAACAUACCUUUUACACAUGCCAUAAGAUUAACUGUAUUAAAAACUAAAAAUAAUCAUUUUUCUUUAACAGUACAAACUUUCUACGGUCAGUGGUCUUUUUUUUACUCCCAUUUUCCUCCAACUGAAGUGUAAAGCAGACUUCCUCUUCUUCUGAUGCUAACGGCACGCAGCUAGCUGCCUGCAGCUAAUGGCACUCAGCUAGCUGCCUGCAGCUAACGGCACGCAGCUAGCUGCCUGCUAGCAUUUCUGCCGAGGGUUUUAUUAGAGGCAAUGGUGGCCUAGUGGUUGAAAAUUGGGUUUGGCCUCCGAUAGGUUCUGAGUUCAAGUCCAACUCAUUCAAUCAGCCGGUCACUCUGGGUCCAUGAGCAAGACCCUGCUCCCUGGACGCCACACAAUGGCAGCCCACUGCCCCCCAAAGGCUUAAAGGGUUAAAUGCAGACAUUGUGGGACAAUAAAGGAUUUAUUUUUUUUUACAUUUUCCAAACCAAGAAGCUAAAAAAAAAAAAUAAAUUCAAAGAGUUUUUUUUUUAUUUCAUUUUUUAUUACAUUUUUUUUUUAAACCAAACUGUAGGAUGUUUAACUCAAUUGAGCAUAUUGGUUCUUUAAGCUCUUUUUCUUUAGAGAGCAGAACAGGUGCUGGCCAAUAUUAUGCCUGAUUUUCUUUAACAAGAUGGAAAAAGCAAAUAUUUUCUAAAGCAUGAACAGUGGUGUUCCAACUGACUCCCUCCAAAAUAUGUAUAAAGUGUAUAAAAUCUCUUAGAAAGCUCAAUAUAAAUAUGGACAGUUGUGGAAAUUGUCUGCUGGUUUCUGGAAGAGUCCAGCAGUGAAAUGAGAGGCACACAGAUGUGGAGUUUAUUGCUCCAAGGCCAAAGUCCUGAAAAGUUUCAAACAUCUUUGCUUUGCCAAAAUAUUGAUUUCAUUGUUUUCAUUUCCUGUUUGAGGAGGUUGAACGAGGCUUUCAUACGGUGCAGUGCAGAUGCAGGUCAUUUUUCUACAUGCUGUAUCCAAGUCCUGCAGGACUGUUGCUCCCUGAUCAUCUAACUUUACCUUUUAGCUGCAGCUGAAUGAACUCAUGCAAACAGCCUGAAAAUAUAAAGAACAGGUUGAUUAAAUGCAGGAGAAACAUUUGGAAUAAAACGUAGAAUGUAUUGAUUAUUUAUAUAUAUAUAUAUAUGUUUG